Oncorhynchus gorbuscha (pink salmon) is the source of this 13836-nucleotide messenger RNA. RefSeq names its product trinucleotide repeat-containing gene 6C protein-like. The record is from RefSeq and is a predicted model, not a curated record. Gene Ontology annotation, cellular component: P-body; nucleoplasm. Gene Ontology annotation, biological process: miRNA-mediated post-transcriptional gene silencing; positive regulation of nuclear-transcribed mRNA poly(A) tail shortening. Gene Ontology annotation, molecular function: protein binding; RNA binding. NCBI's taxonomy places the organism in Eukaryota, Metazoa, Chordata, Actinopteri, Salmoniformes, Salmonidae.
GAGAGAGCGAGCGGUCUUAGUUUGAACAAAAUGGCUGCAAGAACGCUGUCAACGAGAGCUCACUGAACGCAUUAUGACUGUCCACUCCUACAUUUGGAUUUUUCGCGAAUGUAUUUUCUUGGAUUCGUUUUUCAAUUUGCAUUCGUAGUAGCAAGGUCGUCGGUCAGAUGUUGUUGCUAACCUGCUAGCUCCUCAGCUAGCGGCCUAAACACAACUUAUUUCAUUUUGCACUUUAACCCAAGUUGGAUAGCUAGCUAGCAAUUUUCGUCGACAAUUUACUGAAAUCUGCCUGUUUUCUUUAAUUUGCAAAUGACUCCUUACAACAGUCGAUGACUAAUGCCAACUAGCUAACAUUAACUCCGCUACUUUUUGAGUCGAAUUGUUUCUGUUGCUUUUUCGUUUAGCUGCUUUUUUCGAUCUUUUUUUUCUAUAACGUGAUACUUUUGACGUUUAGCAUUGUUUUGUGUUGCGAAAAUUGUCCUUUUAGUGCAUCGUUGCGCUAAAAUGCAAAGUUCUUGCUGUGUGUUUGUCAAGUAUCGAUCUCGGUAUUUUUUUGUUAUGAAGCUGCUCUAACUGUUAUCCAGUCAGUCAGUAAGCCCCAUGCAGCAGGAGAGCUGACGGUGGCUAAUGCUAGCUAGCUGGAGAACUGCGAAGACUGAAUUCCUGAUUUGUCAUUUACGGGUAUUUUUUUUUUUCGGGAAAGGCACAGCAGAAUGCUUUUCUGCAUCAUCUUCUGCCAUGCACCGACUUUGUAUUGAAAGCUGCCAAAGCUCAACGUGUGAUUACGCAAGCUGAGAGACGCUAACAACACGAGAGAGAACCAUUUGAUGGAAGAAAAUAAAAAGCAAGAAAAGACCAAGAAGGAAGCUGCUCAGAAACAGGCUGCUGACCUGAAAACCAAAGAGCCAGCUAAGCCCAGCCCCGGUCCCCUCCACCACCCCACCACCUGUGUGACCCUGCCCCAGGCCUCACACCCCCCCUCCUCAUCCUCUUCAGUCAGAACCAAUGGGAAGCGUGCCCACCCUACCACCCAGCAAACACCACAGCAGCAGACCCCACCUCAGCCUCCGUUGUCGUCCUCAGGCCCCCGCUACCCGCCCCGUGAGGUUCCCCCGCGUUUCCGCCAGCAGGAGCACAAGCAGCUACUGAAGAGGGGCCAGCCACUGCCCGCCGGAGCCCUGAUUAGCCUCACCGUGACCCCUGCCGCCGACCCGCUCACCCCCAGUGCCCCUGCUUCUUCUUCCUCCGCAGGCAAGCGCCACACAGACCUGCCCUUUCAGAGUGGUCCUGGUGCCCAGUAUGAGAAUCCCCACUGGGGAGCCUUACCACCAGCCACUGACAGCAGCAGCAGCACCACCAGUAGUAGCUGGGAUCAAGUGAUCAUCGACGGGAGCGACACCGAGGCCUGGCCCUCCAUCAGUCGCAGCAGCGACAGCCGACCAGCGAAUCCUUCAGAAUGUGCCACAGCUGCUGACUGUACGAACCCAGAGACCAGCAGCAACAUGAGCAUAGCCGCGGGGGCUACUAGCCAGCAGGCCCACUACCCCUCUCUCAAAGCUAACGUCACCAACAUGAUGCAGCCUGGCGGUGGCCAGGGAGUUGGAGCCAUCGGCAGCAGGGGCUGGGGCACCGGAUCAGGCCCCAUCACCAUGGGCCCCACUGAGGGAGCAAAACCCGAUGGUCUAGGACCCAACAUGGGUCGGGGUGGAGGAGCAUCCGGCUGGAACUCCCAGCCCAGUUUUAGCCUGAACCUGAACCCCAACGCCAACCCCUCGGCCUGGCCCGUGCUGGGGCAAGAGGGGGCUGGAGGUGGCCCCAACCCCGCCUCACUACCUCCCAACGGCAGCCUGGGCAACGGUAGCCUGGUAGGGGACGAGAACAGCAGCAGCACCUGGGGAGGCAUGAUGAGCCCUGACGCCCCGUCCUCCAAUAAGAAUGUAUCUUUCAGCAGCAUGGAACAUCCCAACCUUAACACUGACGGACAAAACAGCCACCACACUAAGCAGCCACUCAGCCCCAUCCAUGGCCUGCCCGGCUGGGGAGGCCAGUCUCCUACAGAGUCCUCCCAGCUCAACGGAGACGCAAGGAGCUCCGUCUGGGGCAACGGAGACACCAAGACUUCCGCUGACUCCAAAAACUCAGGCUGGGACUCGGCACCCUCUGGAGGCAUGUCCGGCUGGGGCCACUCUGGCAGCGGAGGCGGCGGGAGUGGCGGUGGAGAAGGAGGCUGGGGGAAGCCCUCCAGCGAUGGAGGCGAGGCCAAAGGAGGCUGGGAUUCCUCAGAUGGCCCGGCCCAGGACCAGCAGGUAAGCUCCUGGGGCCAGCCAACCCCGGCCCCGACUAGUGAGGGUAGCGGAAGCGGCGGCAGCGAGGGGCGCUCCCACCGCAGGGACAGGACCGGCAGCGAGGACGGAGGCCCCCCUCCCCUGCCUCGGCAGGACCUGGACCCCCGGGUGCUCUGCAACACAGGCUGGGGCCAGACACCCGUCCGCCAGCACACCUCCUGGGAGAUGGAGGAGCAGCGUGCCGCCAACGAGAGGAAGACCAGCGAGAUGAGGGGUGGUGCUGGAGGGGACACUUGGAAGGGCUCCAGCAGCCCCUCUUCAGGAUCCCCACCUGACCCCCGGAACGGGGGAGCCAACCCCAACCUGGGACCAUCUCAGAGGCCAGGCUCAGGGGGUUCCGGAGGUAAGAGCGAGGGCCCCUCAGGCUGGGGAGGCCCUCCACCCUCAGGCUGGGGGGAGCAGCCUGUCAACAAGGCCCCCAACGGUUCCGUCAGUGGUUGGGGGGAGCCCAUGGCCCAAGGCCACAACACCACAAACAAUGGCCCCAAGAGUGGAGUUCAAUCCUGGGGCGUCCCUGAGGGGAAGUCCUCCCCUACCUGGGACGAAGGGCCAACCAAGACCCAGCAGAACCAGUCCCAGAGCUGGGGAGAGGGUCCCAAGUCCUCCCACGGCUGGGGCUCUGGCCACGGAAGUGGCAGCCGUGGCUCCAAUGGCUCCAACGGCUCCAAUGGAGGAGAGUGGAGAGAACCGGCCGAGGUGAAGAAGAAUGGAUCCUCCAGCCACAUGUGGGAAGGAGAAGGAGGAAAUGGACGAGGAGGAGGGUGGAAGGACAGCCCCAGAGGAGGUGGAGGAGGAAAUGGGGGCGGCUGGGCGUCGAAGCCUGCCCCUGCUGUUGGAGGUGGUGGUUGGGUGGAGACCCAGCAUCCCAACGGCCCAGCACCAGGAUGGGGCUCCAAGCCCCAGGAAAGCCCCAACGGCCCGGCACCAGGAUGGGGCUCCAAGCCCCAGGAAAGCCCCAACGGCCCGGCACCAGGAUGGGGCUCCAAGCCCCAGGAAAGCCCCAAUGGCCCGGCACCAGGAUGGGGCUCCAAGCCCCAGGAAAGCCCCAACGGCCCGGCACCAGGAUGGGGCUCCAAGCCCCAGGAAAGCUCCAACGGCCCGGCACCAGGAUGGGGCUCCAAGCCCCAGGAAAGCCCCAACGGCCCGGCACCAGGAUGGGGCUCCAAGCCCCAGGAAAGCCCCAACGGCCCGGCACCAGGAUGGGGCGCCAAGCCCCAGGAAAGCCCCAACGGCCCAGCACCAGGAUGGGGCGCCAAGCCCCAGGAAAACCCCAACGGAAAUAGUGGAGGUGUUGGAACAGGAGGAGGCAGCAUGGGGUCCUGGGGCGGCCCUGCAUCUGUAAGGCAGAGUUCCAACCCCGGCUGGGGCCCGGGGAGCUCCGGAGCCAAACCCGACCCAGCGAUGGAGCCCACCGGCUGGGAGGAACCCUCUCCUCCCUCCAUCCGCCGCAAGAUGGAGAUCGAUGACGGCACGUCCACAUGGGGAGACCCCAGCGCCUACAACAAGACCGUGAAUAUGUGGGACCGCAACAACCCCACUGGAGGUAACGGUAACCAAGGCAACACCCCCACCCAGCCGCCGACCAUUAAGAACAACGGAAACAUGGCCGUCAACAGCCACAACCACUCCUCCGUCCCCCCUAGCAACAACAAUCACCACCACAUGAACCACCACCACCCGCACCACGGACAGCCCCCGCCACACAGCCAGCACCACGGCAACAACAAUGGAUCCCCCAACACCGCCGCCCCGCACCAGGGCAGUGGACCCCAGGGCAGACCACCUAUGGCCAACCCAGGCUGGGGGGAGCUGCCCAGUGUCCAGCAGCCCAAGCCAGAAAUGGCAUGGGGGGAACCCGCUGGCCCCUCUCCUGCAGUGGACAACGGCACCUCUGCCUGGGGCAAACCCCCCGGUGUUCCUGGAGGCUGGGGCGAUGGGGGGCAUGAGCCCAAUGGACCCUACAGGAGGGGCAACAACGGACCCUCUGGACCUGCACCCUGCAAGCCAGCCCCCAAAUCUAUGCAAGAUGGCUGGGGAGGCGGGAGGGAGGAGGAGAUGGGCAUGUCUUCUGGCCAAUGGGAUGCUGAUGCCGGAGACAUGUGGAACAGCCCCGCCUCCCAGGAGAGCAGCACCUCCUGUAACUCGUGGGGCCAGCCGCCCAAGAAGGGCCCGCCCAAGGGCAAGAUGGGCAACCAGCCAGACGAAGCCUGGAUCAUGAACCGUCUCAUCAAGCAGCUCACGGACAUGGGCUUCCCGAGGGAUCCUGCCGAGGAGGCUCUGAAGAGCAACGACAUGAACCUGGACCAGGCCAUGAGCGCUUUGUUGGAGAAGAAGACUGAACUGGACAAGCGAGGCAUGGGCAUGUCUGACUACAACAACGGGAUGAACAAGCCGUUGGGUUGCCGUCCCCAGGCCCUCUCCAAAGACCCCUCCUCGGACCGCAGCCCAUUCCUAGACAAGGACGGUGGUCUGUCAGACGACGUCCCCUCCUCACCGUUUCUGCCUUCUCCCGUUAGCCUGAAGCUCCCCCUGAUUAACAACCUUCAGCCUGGGCUGGCCCUGGGCUCCCCGGGGCUCAACAUGCAGAACUUGAACAACAGACAGAUGCAGAUUGGAAUGUUGGGCAGUAGUGGAGCAGCACUAUCCCGGGCCAUGCAGCAGCCGCCUCCUCAGCCGUCAGUGCCGCCUCUCGGCUCCUCCCAGCCUAAUCUACGCGCUCAAGUGCCUCAGUUUCUCACCCCUCAGGUUCAAGCACAGCUCUUGCAGUUUGCCGCAAAAAACAUUGGUCUGAACCCUGCACUUUUAACCUCACCAAUAAACCCUCAACAAAUGACCCUGUUGUACCAACUUCAGCAACUGCAAAUGGCGUACCAGCGUUUACAAAUCCAGCAGCAGAUGAUGCAAGCUCAGCGCAACGUCUCGGGCCCCAUCAGACAACAAGAGCAGCAAGUUGCACGUACAAUCAAUAACAUGCAGCAGCAGAUCCAACAGCACCAGCGUCAGCUGUACCAGGCCCUGCUAAUGAAGCAGCAGCCCCCCGGCUCUCACUCCGGCCUGCACCCCGGCCAAGGCAAAUCAGCCCUGGACUCGUUCCCAGGCCACCCCCAGGCACCGGGCCUCUCCGACCUGCACACCAAAGAGCCGCAGUCUUCUCCCAACUCCUACAGCCCCUACCCCCUCUCUGGACUCAAUCCAAACAUGAAUGUAAACUGCAUGGAGGUGGGGGGCCUGUCCAUGAAGGAGCCUCCCCAGCCCCAGUCCCGUCUGUCCCAGUGGACCCACUCCAACUCCAUGGACAGCCUCUCUGGAAACUCCUCCCACAUGGAGCCCAACCUCAAUAAGCACGGUGCCAUAUCUGCUGCUUCUAACCUGGGCCCCCCCGCGGAAAGCCCCCACAUGGAUGACUCCUACAGCCCAUACAGUAUGAUGGGUGGGUCUGAGUCUCCCACCUCCCCCCCGGUUCCCCCUGACAGCUGGGGCCAGGGACCAGGAAAGAGCCCCAAGGAUCAGAUCACCAAUGGAACGAAUAUCAACUGGCCCCCAGAGUUCUGUCCAGGCGUGCCCUGGAAGGGCCUGCAGAACAUUGACCCUGAGAACGACCCCAACAUGACCCCAGGAAGCGUUCCCAGCGGCCCCACCAUCAACACCAACAUCCAGGACGUCAACCGCUACCUGCUCCGGGACCGCAGCGGAGGCUCCUCCCCUCCUUCACCGCCUCAGAACGGUGCUCUGCCCCCCUCCACGGACUGGCCAGUCAGUGGCUGCUACACUAGCUCUUUCAGUCUGUCCUCCCCGGAUGAGGAGAGUGCAGGUAAGCUAUCUGACAUGAAGUCCACCUGGUCCCCGGGGCCCAUCUCCCACCCCUCCCAGGCCUCUCUAUCCCACGAGCUGUGGAAGGUCCCCCAGGGGCCCCGUAACAACACAGCCCCUUCAAGGCCACCUCCCGGCCUCACCAACCCAGCCAAGCCCUCAUCCACCUGGGGGGGAAACUCCCUGGGCCUGGCCCAAGGCUGGAGCAGCUCGUACACCUCAGAGGGCACCACCUGGAGCACAGACAGCUCCAACAGGACCAGUAGCUGGCUGGUACUGAGGAACCUCACCCCCCAGAUAGACGGCUCCACCCUGCGGACGCUGUGCAUGCAGCACGGCCCCCUCAUCACAUUCCACCUCUUCCUGACCCAGGGAAACGCUGUGGUGCGAUACAGCUCCAAGGAGGAGGCUGCCAAGGCCCAGAAGUCCCUGCACAUGUGUGUGCUGGGGAACACCACCAUCCUGGCAGAGUUUGCUGGGGAGGAGGAGGUGAACCGCUACUUUGCACAAGGCCAGCAGCAGCUCCCGCCCACCACCAGCUGGCAGCCCAACCCAGGCACCAAUCAGACGCGCAUGGGAGGAGGCGGGGGUUCGCAGCAGCACGCUAUUGGCCAUCACUGGAGCAGCGGCGGUGGAGGCCUGGGGGGAGGAGCCAAGACGGGCGGAGGCGGAGACCUCCUGUGGGGUGUGCCCCAGUACUCCAGCCUGUGGGGGCCCCCUAGUAGCGAUGACAGUCGCGGCGUCAUCGGGAGCCCCAACCCCAUUAACACGCUGUUGCCAGGCGACCUGCUGAGUGGAGAGUCCAUGUAGGACAACACACUAACAAACCAACCAUGAGGAUGGAUGUUUCAAUGCUGGAACAGACAGUGGAAAAAUAAUAAUAAAUACAGACGUACACAAAAAAAAUGACAAUGAACAGGAGUAAAACCAAGCAAAUCAUGUGGCGAUAAUCAGUAUCAACGGAACUGUGAAUCGUGUACCGGAAGGCUGGGGGCGACGACACAAGACUGCUGACCCCUUACACCCUUCGGUUUUUACGUUUUCUUCUUUUUAGUUGUCUUUUUAAAAGGGGAUUUUGUUUUUAGUAUUUGAUAAAUUGUUGUAGGCAAACAAAAAUGAAAUGUCAAAGACUCAAUGAAGAGAGAACCGUUAAGUGUUUUUAAGUUCCAUGAAUAUCGCACAUUCUGUGUGAAGUGUUUUUAAGGAGAAGCAAUCGAAAAAGCUGCCAUUUUGAAUCUUUCCUUUACCCACGAAACUCCAAAUUGAUUUUUUUUAAAUACCAUUCCCAGCAUGCCCGUGGCCAAUGACGUGGUUCAAAGACCUUUUACUUAUGUUAUUUUUUUGUUUCCAAGCACUAAUAUUCGCCUUAAGUGCUCUACUGCGGCCCAGGUCCUCCUUCAAUCUCAAGCCUUUUUCAUUGUUUUGAAACAGAAGGAAAAUUGUAUGAGUUUAAAAGAUUGCACAGUUCCCAUCUCUGAGCCAGUGAAUGGAUCAGAACAAGUGUGAUCAACCAAGGUCGUAUUCACUAGGAACGAAACGGAAGCAAGCGGACCGAAACUGAGGGACUCCCUGAACUUUGUCCAACAAGAAAAGCUUGUUUUCGCAUUCUGUUGCAAAACAUUUUGCCACGUGUGCACUAAUGAAUACAACCCCCCCCCAAGUCACUCGGCAGUAUGAGGCCUGUCAACACUGACCCAACCAAUCAUCAGUUAAAACCUUUUCCGUUUUUUUCGUCAUUCAUUUGUUCUUAAAGGGAUUUACACUGCUGUUUUUGUUCUUUUUGUAUAUCUAGGCGCAUUUUUAUCAUAUCUAUCGCAACAUAAACUGAGAUUAUUACACAUCGACCGACCUAGCUGCGUCUGUUUUGUGUGUGUACUUGAGUAUAUGUCUGGAACCUAAUCAUUCACGUCUGGGAGUUCAGAUUACCACUGCUCAGAACUACGACUUCAGCUAUAUUCACCAGGACUUACAGGUGCUUCUUGUCAAUUAACAUUAUUAGUUGAUUCCGUUGUUGACCCUCUCGUCCCCAUUAUGGUCCACCAAUUUCUGGAAACAACGACAAAAAAACGCUUCAACUUGAUGUGACAGUUACAUUGUGCAAUAUAUACGCCACAGGCCCUUCUUCCGUCCACACUCAAGUCAAAGCAGGAGCUGGUUUCUUUACAUUUUUCGUUCUUGAUUUGUAUUGUCGUUGUUGAUCAAAGCAAAGAACUACAGAAACGUUACCUUUUCUCAUUUUUGAUUCCCACCAGGCCCCACUCCCUAAGAAACUGUUGCGUUAAGUCUUGCGGAGAGGAGGAGCGAGGACGGUGUUACUAUUAUAACUGUGCGUUCAGAAACGGUCCCUGCAGCCCUGAAACUCCUCAUAUUGAACUGGGGUACAUGAGAAAGCCCUUCCUCUCUGCAUUGCCACACCGAACAGGGUGAAUCCAGAUGGGGGAGUCACUGGAGGGGCACAAUACCAAAUAAGAGGGGUUUCUCCUAAUGCAGUAGAUCUACUACGAGUGUUCCUUGUAUUUGGUACUGUACAAAAAUGUGAGAGAGACUAACCUUUUGUCUAUAUCAAAGGGUUUUAUCAUAGCACUUAUGAAGAAAGCUAAACGCUUCAACUUGCAAACCAAUAAAUCAGACAAAUGGAGCAGCAACAUUGAAAACUGAAAAAAAGAACUUGCUCUUUUUGUACUGUAUCUAUACUUGGAAAUAACUUCUGGUAUUUGUUUGUUCCUCUUUGGUCCAAGGACUUGUAUGAACUUUGAAAUGGUAGCAGGAUGAGAAAAAAGAGAAAAAAAAAUGGAAAUCUACUUUUAUCUGAUUUGUUUUUUUUCUAAAGACAUUUUCUUUUAACUAUAUCAAAGUGAAUAUCACUGUUACUCCAUAAUGUUUAGCCUUUUUCUUGUCUGGAGAUGCUAGACAUGCAAUGUUACCUGUCUCCGGCCAACGGUUGGUCGCAGUGGGGAGGGAGAUGGUCACGGUCCGCUGAGUGCCUCUCUGCUGUGGUGCCCAUGGUGACGGUCGCUAGGCAAGGCUACCCCCCACAGCAGCAUUUCCUCCUGGGCUUGCACCAAGCUCUCUCAUUGGACACCCUCAGCCCAGCAGGAAACCACGCUCCCUCCAAGACUGGCCAAUCAGCACAGAGCUAGCUAGCUAACGACUGCGCCAGCAGCGCUCGACCUAGUCUCAACCAACCCUCUUCAUUUCCCCUAAUCUUCUUUCACACAAAGAUCACUUUAGCUGGAAGUCAAGAGACAGUCAAAUUUCUGGAAUUUUGCCAGUGUUUGAUGCAUUUUAUUUAGUUUUCAUUUGACGACGUGUAUUUUUUGGUUUAUUUUUGUCUACAUGCAGUGGUCUUUUCAAGGUGGCUGCUUGAAACUAGCCCUUUUCACUGUUCAUAUGCAGAAACACUUUGGUCAGAGGUGCCUCUGUAUGUUCAUCCUGUGUAUUGAAUGCAAACGAGGAUCAAUUCUACAGCCAGUCAUUGAUUGUCUAUUAUUAGUUAGUAUCUUAACUGAUUGAUUGAUCAUUGCUUUGUUUUGGACAGUAUGCUGUAGUACUUCCAGGUAGUAUCUCAAGAUGUGUAAGUUAGACCAAUAGGGUGUCUCAGAUGGGUGAGCGUGUCCUGCCUGACCCUAGCUGCUCCACCUGGGUUCUGCCAGGGCUGUCCCCUCGCCCCCUCACACAGCUGCUACGCUACACCCUCCUCCAGUCCCCUCCAAAGCAACCAUGGCCCUCCCCUUGACCAGACAUAAAAAGCGACUCAGUUCUGUUUCUAUGCAAAAGACUAGAGGCUGCGGACCCUUUACAGCCAACGUGCCAAUCCUGCCCUAAAGAUUGAGCACCGACUCGGAGCUCGAACCAACGACCUCCUGAUGUAUGUACCCUUCAGCACUUAGAACAUGUCUGCUCUUGGUCCUUAUAGCUGGGUUUAAACCACAACACUGUCGUAUUCCAAACUUCCACCCUCUAUGGGGAGUUAGUACCACUGGAGUGGAGGUAUAGUAGGCCUCUCUUUACUGUGCUGAAGAAGACUGAUCUCAGCUUGAUCUCAGGGUAGGAGACGACGUUAAAAGAUGCAGCUCUCUCUGUAUGUAUGUCCUUUUGCUGUAGUGUAAGAGAGCCAAGUUCUACACUAACUAAUGGCAAGCUGUGCAGUAGUAGUACUAUAGACUUGUAUUGGCUGGAUAAUUGUUUUUUUGGGAAUGGAAUAGUAAUGAAUUCCCUUCCCAAAUAUGGGCCUACUGUAAUGUUACAAUGUAGAGGCCAAUGUUAUCCUAUGUGCCAAUACCCAAAAAUAUAUAGAUCUAUAAAACUAGCCCAUGUUAUAUGAUCUGGAGAAAGAGCUCUUCUCUCUGGAUGGAGGAUCUUUGAUAACCUUUGUGAUGGAGGAUCUUUGAUAACCUUUGUGAUGGAGGCAGGGGGCAGGAGGGAUUAAACAGAUGGGUGGGGGCAACACACCUCAUCCAGAACUCCUGAGAUAAUAUGGCUGUGUCUCAAAUGGCACCCUGUUCACUAGGUUGUGCAUUAUAUAGGGACACAUAGGGUGCCAUUUAGGCAAUCUAUGCUUUAGUGGGGAAUGCCCCGUUGUUGAGGAUAAAAUCUUUACUGAGUUUGCGGGAUCCAAGUAUGCUACGGUGCACAGUCAGUUUGACGGGUAAUCCCGGGUACAUAUUUUUUUUUAAACCAAAAAUGAAAUUCUUCAAUUUUAAUGUCAUUUUUAAUAUGAAGUUUGACACAAAAUCUUUUUAAAAAAAUAUUUUUUUUAAAGUACAAAAAUCAAUAAAAUAUCUAUAAUAUGUUAACUAAAGCUCUGCACUUCUAGCUGAAAUGUCUCCAGUCCUCUAGCUUCCAGAAUGCAGGUUGGGGGAGCCUUUUUGUGGAUGCUAUAUUUGAUCCUAUUUGUUAGUGUUUCCGCCCAAAGCGGGCCCACAACUGUAUAUUUCCAGAGACCCAGAUGGCUUCGGGCCCACUAUCAGCCCAGGUCGCUCACCUCACUGCGUCUGCGGUGGGCAACGUGAGGGGGCGCAUUUCAAAAAGGUACAAAAAUUCUUAAAAUAAAAAAAAACUAAAAUGGGAUAAGGCUACCUUUUGGGACUCUGAGGUGUCCUGCAGCACACUAGCAAAAAUCACUAUUGCCUGUUUCUGUAACUGCCUUGAUCCAAACUGAGACCAAUUAGCCGGGUGGGGGCCUCCAAACGUCCGAUCUGUGUGUGGUGCUGCACCAGCAUUGAGGGGCACGCCGUGCACUCUCUACAGCUUAACUAUAGAUAGAUUGUGUGUGUGUGUGUGUGUGUAUAUACACAUAUGGAUAUGUACGUAUGGUGUGUGGUAGGUAGCACAUCAACAGACACCUUGGAUCUCAACCUCCUAAAACCUUUUGUUCCUUUUAAAAGGUCUGGGUUCAAUACAAACUGAAAAUGAGCAAUAUUUAUUCCCCUCCGGAAAUAAGUGAUCUGAAGGAAAUUAAAUGGGGUUAGGGGUUAAACUGGUACUUAAUGGAUCAUGAGUAAUGUCUUUCCUACCUGGAGUUGGAUAUGCACGUUCUGGAUUUAUGAACAUUUUACAGUAAGUACCUUGAAGUACUUGUACUGUAUGUGAAUUUGUCUAAACAACCCAACCUGAAAUCACCUGUUUUUUAAAUGUAUACUUUCCCAGCAGAGAGAAAUAUCAUUAAACAUAUCAACACAAAAAUACACAAAUACUUGAAUCAAGGAGCGCCAAUAACGUAAUGUGAAGUCUUUUGUAUAAAAAAAAAAGAAAAGUAAAAAAAAAAGAGAAAUUAAAGUCUGACUUGUACACUUCCAAGCUUUUUUAGGUCAUCAGUUUAAAAAAAAUAUAUAAAAAAUGAUUUAAAAAAUAUUGGACAAAAAAAAUGUGCAAAAAUAAUUUUGUGUGCUUGAAAGUCAAAUGUAUGUGUGCAAACGACUGUGUGCUUGGCAGGCUUAGGACUGCUGUCAUGUUCCAUUCAGUAUGUUGUGUAUUAACAUUGUUGUCUGUCAUUUUGUUCAGUUUAUUUUUUUGCUUGUCAACUAUAUUUUGAUAACAAUGUCUAUCUUCUAACAUGGCACUGAGUGUCUUCUACCCCUCACUCAGCUAAUCGUAGACAAACGAGACUAAGUACUGAGGGGAGAGGGUGAUAAUUCAUGUGUAAAUGUUUACUCAAGGACUUAAUGGGGGAAAAAAAGGUUUUGUUUUAUCUGUAAAAUGUUUAUCUACCUUAUAGUGGCUUUUUAUUGUGGAAUAAUCCAAAACAAGGAUUAUCAUUGAGUAUUGCACCAUUUUGUUCUGAUUACAUACAAAUGUAAUGAAAAAAUGACUACAAAAAAUGAACAAUCUAAGAUUUGUGGCCAUAGAUGGUAGGACUAGUAAUCCCCAUGUUAACUUCAUGGAGAAAUGGAAAGGGAUAAUGUGGGGAUGUGAGUUUGUUACAGGACUCAUUUCAGAGGUGCCUAUUUCUUUUUUUUUCUUUUUUUUGCAAAGCCACCUGUCGUUUACAAACAUUUCAUUUGUCUGAAGUUGAGGAAAAAUUGAUUUUAUAAUGAAAAUGUUGAAAAAGACAAAUUCCAUCUUCCAUCAAAUGAAUAUGAACAUUAAACCAACUUUGCAAAAUUAAGAUUUAUGCUACUUUCAGAACUCUGGGAUUGAUCAGUGUUGUCGUAUUUUUUUUCUAUAUCGACAGACGUAUGUAUUGAUUCAUUUGAAUUUUGUCUUGUAAAAAGGCAACGCAAUCUGCUUACUAUCUUGCACACUCGUAAAGAUGUGGAUCUUGUCUCGGGAAGGCCAGGAUUUCCAGAGUUCGAACUCCACCAUUUUUAUUUAAAUUUGAGUUUUAAAUUAGAAUAACUUUGAGAAAUCUAACUCCAAGCACUGAAAGUUAGGGAUUUAAAUAGAAUAUGAAAUACCAUUGAUUCUAAAAAUCCGUAGCGGUUACAUAUUUACCAAAUAAAUGACUGAAAAUGAACUUUUUGAGAGAGAAAAAGUGGAGUGCUUUACAUGUAAAAUCGAUGUAGAAAUUGCUUUACAUUGAAACAAAUUAUGGUUUUAGUUUUACUUAUGUAUUUUCUUUGCGGUUCCAUCCUGUAAUGUUCAGGAGCAUUGUGCAUUACUCUCAUGUCUCUGUUCCUGUGGCAGGUAUUCAAUGAGUUAAUAGAUGGGUUUCAGGAGAACGAUUGGAAGUGGGGGGGGGGGGGAAACUGGUUUUUAAAGGCUCAUGAUCUAUGCACAAGUGGGAGGGAGAGUCCAGGCCUGCUUUUCUCUUGGGGCCCGGGACUGGUACUCUGGGGUUCAGGGUUUGAUGUAGGGGUGUGUCAUUGUUGUGCUAUGUUAGAUUUUCUUCCCCCUCAUCAGAUUUAUGGCAACUUUAUUGCUUCACCAUGCUGUGUAAUCCUUAACCAAUGAGCGCUUAUCCUUCUGCUAAAGCACUGUGGGUUAUACUGAGAAAAAGCCCAUGAUUUAAGGCAAUCCAGUUUUUGUAAAGGGGAGGAGGUGGUAAUCUGCCUAUCGCCUUUUUUAUUUCAAAAAAAUGUUAAGGAGAAGUGUCUGUGCUGAGAAAGUUCUGGCUUUUAAUGCUUGUUUUUUUUCUCCUCAUAGAAUGUAAUUGUUAAUGAUAUGCACCGGAAAAAAACAUGUUUCCAUAAGUUAUGGCGCUUCUUUCGGACUAUAUUAAUAAAUUGACAUUUUUCUUGGC